AUGUAUAUAAUUUUAGGUAUGAGCCUAGAUAGUAAUACGUUAAAACGAAUGCUUAAACCUAUGCCAAGCACAGAAAGCCCAGUAACGUCUCCUGAAAUGGGCAGAAAACGAUAUAAUUAUUACAAUACUCACCAUCAUCCAAGGUACCCGAACAACAACGGCCGUUAUUCAGAACCCGAAUCUGGACACCCCCAUCCACGAUCUGCUAUGGCUCAGAAUUCCAGAUUUUCUGGUUCUAGAUCUUCCUUUAGGUCAUCCCAUGAAAUAGGCCGAGGAUACCCUGGACGAGGGCUUUACUUAGAAUUAGAGAGAGGAGCAGGUGGAGACUUUUCACCACCUUCUGAUAAUGUAAUAUUUGACAACCAAUGCUAUGCUACCACUCCUAGCUCAAGUAACGGAAAUUCUGAUCCAGAACAAUCGUCACAUCACUAUGGCCGACAUCGACAUAUGCACCCUCAGAAUGCUAAUACAACCCCAACCCCGGAUCUCCAACCAGCAGACUUCUCCUAG
Molecule: messenger RNA, 510 nt
Organism: Diabrotica balteata
Lineage: Eukaryota; Metazoa; Arthropoda; Insecta; Coleoptera; Chrysomelidae
Source: the annotation of a GenBank genome assembly